GGACUUGGUGGAGAGGUGCUCUUGCCCUUCACAGUUUCCGAUGGUCAAGGUGUCUGAGGGGAAAUACCGUAUUGGCGACACGCGCGUCCUGAUCUUCGUUAGGAUUCUCCGUAACCACGUGAUGGUGCGCGUCGGCGGAGGAUGGGACACCCUCGAGCAUUACCUGGACAAGCACGAUCCCUGCAGGUGUCGUCAAGGUCACCGCACGGCCCUGUCUUCCCGCGUGGGCUUCAAGACGUCGAGCAGCGGACAGGAGAGGCAACUCAUGAACGUCACGUAUGAGAGGUGUGACGAGGGCUACGUCCCCUCCUCUCCGUCGCCGCGUCGCAGAUCGAGCGCCAGCGGCCGAGGAAUCAGGCGAGACUCCCUGGAGGGCCGCUCCUCCCUGCGCCAGCGGUCCCAGUCGCCCGCCAACAGGGACCCCGGCGCCGCCUUCUCUCGCACUGGUUCUGGCAGAUAUAACCCCAUAAAGUGGAGUCCCGGUUUGCGCGACGAACAGACCGCCUGGCGAGACGACUCCUCCGAAGUGAGCGAUGAAGGAUACAAGAGUCAGGGGAACACAGGUCCGAGGACACUCCCCAGAAAUCGCAAGCCGACACCGAAGAAGAGCCUGGAACUGGAUCCUACAGAUAUGUUAGAACGUCCUGAGUCUUCCAUGACACAGAUGUCCUCUGAGGGAUCGUCGAUGUCCACCGAAGACUCGGUACACACUCCCCCGAGGUCCCCAACCAACACAACGACCACCGCCCCCCACUAUCCCCUCACAGAUGCAACCAACACUUGGUCACCUCCGUCACAGAUCAAGCAUAAGAAUUCCAGCAUUGGUACGCCCAGAUCGAAGAUACCGUUUAUUGAUACCCUGAAGAGUCCAUUCAUAAACAACAAGAAAUCCAAGAAAGCGUCAUUGCCGGAGGAAAAGUCUUCUCCGGGGAAGCCAGCCUGGAAUGCCGGCCCGGGCGUGAGGAGGAACAGCCUAGAUCGCGGCGAGCGGGUCAUUAGCCGCAGCAGAAGCGCCACGAGCGAGGGCGGCCUCAUCAUGCUGGGCAGAGACUCCCCGGCCCGGCAGUCCUUCCGCCCGUCGGCCAGGCGUCAGUCAGGGGGCUCGUGCGGCCCGACAGGGAAGAACACCUGGAACGGCCGAGCUUCGCGGGAACGACCGAGCCUCACCGCCGACACCUACAAGCCGCCCACGACACCCAGGACGGUUCGCUCGGCCUCAGCCUCUCCCGCAACCACGCGGCGUCAGGUCGGGCACUCGGCGCCGGCCACACCGCUUAACCGCUCGCCGAAACGCUCUGCGCCCGCGUCAACUCUCACGUCCCCUACCGGUGGCGGGCCGCUUUUACAGCAACUGGCCGACUUAGAACCAGAUGAAAAUACUCUUUUGUGCAUUAAAGAUAUUUAUGACUCUCUUAAAGCAAGGGUUUCGGAGAGCUUAGCCGCGGAAGGUAAAUCAUUGCCUCCUGAACUGUCGCAAGACUACACUAAUUCGUGGGUGACUGCACAUGUAUCCAGUGGUAGCCGUAGUUUAGAUCCGAAACCCAGUGCUAGUGCUUCGAACGGUCCGCCAGGUGCUGUGAGGAUUACUCCGAGAAAGUCCGGCGUCGGUUCUCGUAUCCCAGCUCCUACCUUUUUCCUUCCUCACCAGACAGGGAUAUAGCAGCGGGAUCAAAUAGAGUAGUAAAAGGCUGUGGACGUGGCACGUGGAGUCAGGGUCAGUAACCUACACCAAUUGGACGGUUGAAUCGAAGCUCGCGAUGAAGUGAAUCAAAUUUUGAGUCCUUUUUCAUGCUCUGUGUCCUGGAUGAAAACGCGAGAGACUAAAUUGCUCAGACUCUUCGAAGUAGAAAGGGAUGCUGUUCCCCCUCCAGUAGGUGCCACCAACUAAGAUUGGCUAGGAAUAUAUCCAUACCCAAUGUGCCUCUGUAACCACACUAACAUGAAUGGUGCUCCUUACCUAACAUGUGAUAUGUUGCAAUUUAUAUUAUUUCUGAUUUUAUGAGAGUAACAUUCCGAUAUUAUAAUGUGUUUGAUAUCGGUUGUGUCAUAUUGCAGAUACUAGUCGAUUGUAGAAUAGAAAAAAAAUUAUUCUAUCAAAAGUAUUUAAGAUAAACUGUUUUUAAUUCAAUUUGAUAUUACUGUUGACACAUUUUUAGUACAAUGGUAUAUAGCUUUACAGACUUAUUUGAUCCAAACACAUUACUGUAUAUCCCUAAUUUCAGAAUUUGAUUGUAGUCAUUUAUUAAUUCAUCGAAGUAUGUAUUCUACUGCAUCAUUAUUUCCCUCUAUGUAAAGGGACGCAGACCUGUCCCUUCUGUGCUCCGGUAUAAUAACUGUCACACACCAGUACAGCAUCUAGUGUCUAACUGGGUACUUUAUAUAACCGAACACCACGUCAAGGAUCAUUCACAACCAUAGUGAAUGCUUUGCAACAGUCAUGAUAUCAAAGUAAUAUAUUGCUAUUAAUGUUGCAAAUAGUAUAGGAAGAAUAGUGUACACAGCAUAUUGUAAUCCUUAAUCAGUGUUGUUUGGAUAAUUAGGCCACACAGAGCUAAUCGAUACUGAGAAUGAUGCAUACAGGGCAAUUACAGAACUUUAUUUUCUAACUGAUAUCAGCAGGAUUAUUUGUCAUGGGACUGAAUAUGCCCAGCAUUUAAUGUGAUAAGUUUGGCAGAAAACCGUGCAACUGUUAAUCUCUUUGAACAUGGUUUGGAUAUGUGCAUUAAGGUUUAUCAGAAUAUAUGAUAUAAUGUAAAUACAUUCAUUAUAGUUUAUAUAUUGUGUGUAGAGUGUGGCACUCGAGAGUGUACUCUUCUUUAUUAUUAGUCGUCAAAUGAGACAUUUGCAGAUGAUUUGAUUGUUAAAGAGCUUGUGCAUCAAAAUUUUAUAGAUAUAUAUACUGUAUAUGUUAAUUCUUAUAUUGAACCAAGUCCUCGUUUUCUAAAAACACGACUUCCAUAUAUAAAAGAGUUAUAGAAUGAUUUCUGACAUUAUAUAAGUUAUAAAGAAGGACAAUGUUGGAUGAGUGAAUGAGAGAAAAUAGUUGCAUUUUUCUCUGUCAACAUAAGUGUGUAUAUUAUCAACUCUCACCCAUAGUGGAUGCAACCCUGAAGGCUUUCCUGUAACUUCCAUUGCUUUGUUAAUAUUUCUAUGUGUAUCAGCCACAGUUUUACUAAUAUAGGGUUAAAACUGAACAGUAAUACGAUGAGAAAGAAAAACUGUUCAUGUCAUGUGAUUCAUUUGUCCAAUAUCAUUAAAAUGUUAUUACACUGUAUGUAAGGACAUUACAGGGUGUUGGGGAAGAAUAUACAAAAUUGUAAAUUAUUUAAUUCAGCCAUUCUGAAUUAUUAUAAGACAGUGUGCUGUUUUGCACUGUUCUGUGUUGCUUAGAGCUAAAGACCUAUAUAAUGAUGAGAGGUGAUCAGAGACAAAGUGUUUGAAAGUUUGCUCACUGUAUUUCAUGCUUCCGUCUAGCACUUUGUUCUCAUGUCUAGAACUUUUGUAAGAUGCUGAAAUAGUGUUCUUCCCUGAUUUUUUCUACUUAUUUCAGCACUUUGUAACAAUGACUGAUAUACUGGCUUAAGUUUAAGAUUUUAAAUUAUAUACUAAUCCUAAUUUUUGGUUGCUUAUAUUUCUCGUUUGGAGGAAACUGAUGGGGUUCGAGGUAAGCAGAAAAGAUAACAAUAACCAGUAUAUAUUGAUUUUAUUUCGUAAUACAUUGUGGGCCCAAAGGUGAUGUGAAGGGCAUGCUGUACAUAGUGUUGAUUGCAACUUUGUGUUAAUCCUUGAUGCUCUCGUAUCAGUGAAGCAAUAUAUAUGCAUAUACAAAUACCAUAUUUUAUUGUAUAACCGGGCCUCACUUAACCCACAAUUUUCCCUGCACCUCAGUUAACUGCUGCUCACUGUACCCUUUUUUUAUGUUGGCCAAUGAGCAGAAACUCCAGUGAACUAAUGCACAGAGGUUGUUCAUAAAAAUACCUUUUUUUAAUAAACACACUCCAAAAA
This is a messenger RNA of Penaeus indicus, 4005 nucleotides long. It is a transcript of the gene pigs, whose product is annotated as GAS2-like protein pickled eggs. Gene Ontology annotation, cellular component: microtubule plus-end; actin filament; stress fiber. The coding region runs from base 41 to 1660 and encodes 539 amino acids. The record is from RefSeq and is a predicted model, not a curated record. Gene Ontology annotation, biological process: regulation of microtubule polymerization or depolymerization; microtubule bundle formation; protein localization to microtubule plus-end. Gene Ontology annotation, molecular function: actin filament binding; cytoskeletal adaptor activity; microtubule binding. NCBI's taxonomy places the organism in Eukaryota, Metazoa, Arthropoda, Malacostraca, Decapoda, Penaeidae. The transcript is spliced from 6 exons.